Messenger RNA from Syngnathoides biaculeatus (alligator pipefish), 2685 nucleotides. Its product is annotated as UDP-glucuronosyltransferase 3A1-like. Gene Ontology annotation, molecular function: UDP-glycosyltransferase activity. The record is from RefSeq and is a predicted model, not a curated record. NCBI's taxonomy places the organism in Eukaryota, Metazoa, Chordata, Actinopteri, Syngnathiformes, Syngnathidae. The transcript is spliced from 10 exons. The coding region runs from base 859 to 2490 and encodes 543 amino acids.
GUUUUUCUGAUUCACUUGUUUUUCUAAUGACCUCUCUGACGCAGAGGAGCAUCGGUUUGCGUCCACAAUGAGCACAUUGUCCAGGAUAACCUACAUGUCAAGCCUCACUUGCCAGCAGCGACCUUCCGGAGCACCCGCAAACCUAUUGUCGCUCAUUGAGCAGGGAUGCGCUGUUCUACCUACUGCUGCGCCCCUUCCAAUCAGUCCGGUCUUCAGCAAAACAAACGUUUCUUUUUCGUGGACUGUUUUGAAGAUAAUCUUCACUAACAAAUGACAUUUUGAGAAAAAUGGGGAUGAAAGUGCCGGUUAAUGCUGGAUUCUAAGUGUUUUUGCCUUCCAUUUGUCCGGUUUGAUUGAAGUAGUGCUUUGGAGGACCCUGAGCCCCCAACCCUCCCCCACCCUUUUAUUGCUGCCCCUCCUCCUGGCCCCUCCCUUUCAUUAACGCUGCAGGUCCAACGCUGGUAGACAUGUGAGUGUCUGACUUUUAGAAGAAAAACAGAGAGGCUAAUGUGUUAUGUGGACAGAACCACGCACACAGACCGGCAUGCGGGCUCUUGAAUGAAAAGGAUCAGCGCCUUCAGGUCGGAACUUUUCCAUCAAUUUCCGUUGACAGCCGAGCAAAGUGACACUCAGACAUUGUAGGUGGCUUCUCCCUUUCAUCAGCUCUGACUCUGAAUUUGAUGUUUUCUUUUUUUCCCAUUUAACUCUUUUUUUUCUUUGUUUGUUUGUUUUUUUGUUUGUUUUCCUGAUUAGUUUGCUUUUCCGUGGUUUCCCGUCAUACUUCUCUGCCUACUAAAGUCAACAGUUGUACAUGUAUUGUGAGUUUUAAAAGGCAGACGCUCGCGCAAGACCAUUUUCAUGAGUUUAUUUUUGAACUGGAAGACUAUUUUCGGGACUUUGGCUGCAGAUCAGGGUGGCACCAACAACAUGGGGCUCGCGGUCUGGAUGUGCUGGCUGCUGGCUCUCCCGCUGCUCCAGUCUGCCAAGAUCCUGACUGUCUGCCUAAUUGGAGGAAGCCACUACUUGCUAUUUGACGAGAUCUCGCAUAACUUUCACCUGCACGGCCACGAGGUCCGCAUGCUCCUGCAACUGGGAAACCCUCUGAUUACAGGUUUGUCCUAUGCUAGCCGCAACGGCAGCUACCAGACCAGCACUUGGUCCCUCGGAGAAGAUUACAUCAAACAAUACAACGGCUGGUUCUUGGAGCAGCAGGCGCAGUUUUUACUGGGACGGGACAGCUUCAAUGGCUUUUUGAACUUCAUGGGCCACCUUUCCUAUCAGUGUGACAAGCUCUUGGGAGACAGCGACCAAAUCUCGUUCCUCCAGAGCGAGCAAUACGACAUUGCGGUCCUGGACGCUUUUAACCCCUGCUCCUUCAUCAUAGCACACAAACUCGGCGUCCCCUACAUCGCCUUCUAUCCGGGCCCUCUGAACGGGCCGCUGUCCAUAGCUUCGCCCUCCUCCGUCUCCUCAGUCCCGGCUUUCAGCUCUCAGUUGUCCGACCGUAUGGACCUCUUGGGUCGUGCAAAGAACUUCAUCUACUCUCUCCUGGGUGCUGUAGGCCAACAAAUUGUUUGGUCCAUAUUCAAGGACGUAGCUGAGCGCCACCUAAACUCGGGAUCCCCCCCGGGUAGCCUGGACGAGUUCCUCCAGAAGGCCGAACUCUGGGUCUUCAACACAGAUUUUUCCCUGGAGUUCCCCCAGCCUCUCCUGCCUUGCACCGUGUUGAUCGGGGGUCUCCUCAAUAAACCUCCUGAGCCCCUGGAUCAGGAUCUUGACUUGUGGAUCUCCAGUUUUGGAGAGUCGGGUUUCAUUGUCGUGACCAUGGGAUCGAUGGUGUCUACCGUUUCUGUGGACCGGCUUCUGGUGGAGCUGGUAGACGGCUUCUCCGUAAUCCCCCAGGGUGUGAUCUGGAGGUACAACCGCGAGCGUUGGCCGGCCCACCUUAGUAAACCGUCCAACGUCCUACUUGUGGACUGGCUGCCUCUCAAUGACUUGCUCGGACACGAAAAGGCGCGUCUCUUCAUCACCCACGGAGGCCAGAACAGUCUCCUCCAGGCCGUGUAUCACGCCGUGCCCGUGCUGGGCAUCCCGCUGUUUGGGGAUCAGUUCGACAACGUGGUGAGGGCUGAAGCCAAAGGCCUGGGCCUCGCCAUCAGCCCCACGCGCAUCACUGGCGAGCUGCUCAGCGCCACCAUCCAAACGGUCGUACGGGACGGCAGGUUCAAGGCGGCGGCUUUGUCUCUGAGCCGCAUCCACAGAUCGCAGCCCACGCCCCCCGCAAUCCGACUGCUGCAGUGGGUGGAGCACAUACUGCAGAGCGGCGGGGGCGCGCACCUGAGGCCGACCUCGCUCCAGCAGCCGUGGUACCAGCGAUACCUGCUGGACCUGCUUCUCCUCGUCCUGACGGGCCUCGCCGGGUCAGUCCUUCUCUGCUGGAUUUUCUGUAAGGCCAAGACUGGCAAAAGUGACAUCAAGAAAUUGCAAUAGUAGCAUUCCUUUGCUGUCUCGGUAAAGCCCGGCCGGGUUAAGCGUCUUGCUCAAGGGAAUUGAACCCAGGGCCUUUAGAUCACAGGCUGCAUUGGUGACCACAAUUACCAUCCCGACUGCAACCACGGGAUGGAUUUUGUGUUCAAAGGAGACCGACAUGUUGACAUCGUAGAAGAUCUUUCCAUGACCAAAAGU